AAUAGAUGGACGGUGUGAAUAUAAUACGUGCAUCACGGUGGGGCCCGCAAAAGUUGGUGACGUCGCUACUCGACCUGUCAGUAGCUAAUCCGCGGCUACCCCACCCUAUAUAUCUGAAACCCCCAAUUUCAUUUCUCAGCUUCGAUCGAAUUCUACAGCUCUCUCUCUCACUUCGUGAAACUCCAUCUCUGCUAGCUUUUCUCACUCGACCUCAAUUCAUCCCCACCGAAUCAUCUCUCUUCCUAAUAUCUUUACCUUCCGUUCGGAACAUCUCUCUCGAUCGAGGUAAGUAUCGUUAAAAUCGAUGAUCUGACGCUCCGAAUCAAGGAUAUGGAGAAAUCGGAGGCCGAAUUGCAGAUCUGUGUCGAGAAGCUGUGGCAGAAUAUUGAGGAGCGGGAUGAGAUGAUCCGGUUCAUGUCGAGAAGCUACGGCAGAACGCUGAGGAGCGGGAUGAGAUGAUCCGGUUCAUGUCGAGGAAGGCGGAUGAUGAGGAGGAUGUGAAGGAAACAGAGAUCCGUGGGCACGGAUCCAAGAGCAGGGCCACGUUUGGUAGGAAUGUGGAAGAAGGCUACGAUUUAGGGGAGUAUUGCAUGGAUUUUUUGAGGAUUGGGAGAAUUAGGGUUUCGCAGGGGUUAGAUCCGGUCCCUGGGGCUUGUUUCAUGGAGAGGAUUAUGGAAUGGAAUGCUGCUAAAGUGGACGGGAUGACAGUUCUUUACAAGCAGAGGAAUGACUUUGGGAGGGAUUUCUUGCCAUCAGCUUCUGUUGCUUGGAUGGAACGGUCGAGUGAAUGGCAGCAGGGUGGAAUAUCAAAUGGUGAAAUGAUAACCAUGAGGAUAGCUUUCAAGCCUACUUCUACAAUUGCAAGGAAACAACAUACAGUGACUAGAGACCGACAUGAGACUGAACUCAUUGCACGAGGACGCCAUAAUCCUUGUGUGGUCCCUCGAGUUAUGCCAAUGGUGGAAGCCAUGGUUGCUUUGGUUAUUUUAGAUCAACUGAUGGUGCGGUAUGCACAAUGCCAGCUGCUACCCAUCAACCCUUACCUCCAAGAACCUAUGGAGGCACCAAAGCUUGAGAUUGUGGAGAAACUUCUAAUUGUUGUUGUUGCAGAUGCUGAUGUUAGUGUUCGUCAGUCAGUCUUUCUAUCUCUGCAUGGAAAUGGAGGUUUCGAUGAAUUUUUGGCACAGGCUGAUAGUUUGAGUGUUAUCUUUGUUGCUCUUAAUGAUGAGGAUUUUGAUGUUCGAGAGUUUGCUAUAUUAGUUGCUGGCAAAUUGUCUGAAAAGAAUCUAGCAUAUGUUCUGCUUGCACUUCGUCGCCAUCUCAUACAAUUGUUGAUGCAUCUUGAGCAAAGUACAGAUAGCAAAUGCAAAGAAGAAAGUGAUAAGCUCUUGGGCUGCCUAAUUCGCAACCUAAUGUUACAUUAGAUGAAAUCGAAAAUCAAAAGCAACCUUCAUAUAAGGAGAUGGGUAGCUAUGAUGCAUUGAUUAUGCAGAAGUUUGCUGCCAUGCAGCAAUUGAAACGUGAGCUUGAAGCCAUCUCUGCCAUUGAUUAUCGGGGAAUUAUGUUAUUCCUGGUGAAGAAGUUCUUGCGGGUCUGUAUUGAUUUAGUUUAAUCGCUUCAUUGAGGUUGAGUUUAAAUGUUGUCAGUGGUUAUCUUCCUUUGGCAGGAACGUUUGGAGGAUCUAGCAGGUAAAGAUGCCCAAGAGAAAUCUGAUGCUGCUAUAGAAACCCUUUUACAAGAGCUUCCAGAUGAAAGAAAUGUCAAUAAAAGACCGGAUGAUUCAAAACAGAUACAGGAAAAGUCAAAGAAAAAGAAAAAGAGAGAUUAUAGAAGCGAUAAGAAUAUAAAUAUUUGUGGAACCUAAUGUUGUGUAAUAGUUUGAUUGAGUUUGUUUUGAAAACUUUAAGUAGACUGUUGUUAACUAUUUUGUUGGUAUUGUGGCUUUCAUGA
Molecule: messenger RNA, 1950 nt
Organism: Magnolia sinica
Lineage: Eukaryota; Viridiplantae; Streptophyta; Magnoliopsida; Magnoliales; Magnoliaceae
Exons: 8
Coding region: 456-1424 (322 amino acids)
Biological process (GO): aromatic amino acid biosynthetic process; chorismate biosynthetic process
Cellular component (GO): cytosol
Molecular function (GO): FMN binding; chorismate synthase activity
Source: RefSeq, a predicted model, not a curated record